CCUACUCAGCGUACCGGGGACCGAGCCUUUAGUCCGACAGGCACUGAAAUCCGGGACAGCAGAAAGGAGACUCUGUGGCGACACGGCUGAGCAGAGCGGAGCAGGCGCAGCACGGACGCCCCAAGCCUACCCGACGAGGAAGGCCGGCGCGACCGGACAAAGAAGGACCCUCUCCCGCCCGGCGCGCGCCUGUGCCGGUCCCGGUCCCGGGACUUUCAGCGCGCUCCCCGGGAGGACUUUUUCUCUAGUCUCGGAAACCGCCCUAAUGGCUGAGGUGAAGGUGAAGGUGCAGCCGCCGGACGCGGAUCCGGUAGAAAUAGAAAACAGAAUUAUAGAAUUAUGCCACCAGUUCCCUCAUGGAAUCACAGAUCAAGUAAUUCAAAAUGAAAUGCCUCACAUAGAAGCCCAACAACGAGCAGUGGCCAUCAAUAGACUGUUGUCCAUGGGUCAGUUGGAUCUUUUAAGGAGUAAUACAGGCCUUUUAUAUAGAAUAAAGGACUCGCAGAAUGCUGGUAAAAUGAAGGGGUCCGAUAACCAAGAAAAACUAGUCUACCAAAUCAUAGAGGAUGCAGGGAAUAAAGGAAUAUGGAGCAGAGAUAUUCGAUACAAAAGUAACUUGCCAUUAACGGAGAUCAACAAAAUUCUCAAGAAUUUGGAAAGCAAAAAGCUUAUCAAAGCAGUGAAGUCUGUAGCAGCCUCCAAAAAGAAGGUUUAUAUGCUCUAUAACCUGCAGCCAGACCGAUCUGUGACUGGUGGAGCCUGGUACAGUGACCAGGAUUUUGAAUCUGAAUUUGUUGAGGUGCUUAACCAACAGUGUUUCAAAUUCCUACAAACCAAGGCAGAAACAGCAAGAGACAGUAAACAGAAUCCAAUGAUUCAAAGAAACAGCUCAUUUGCUUCAUCACAUGAAGUGUGGAAGUACAUCUGUGAGUUGGGCAUCAGUAAGGUAGAGUUGUCCAUGGAGGACAUUGAAACAAUCCUGAACACACUCAUUUAUGAUGGGAAAGUGGAGAUGACUAUCAUUGCUGCAAAGGAAGGCACUGUUGGCAGUGUAGAUGGACAUAUGAAACUGUACAGGGCAGUCAACCCAAUCCUCCCACCUACAGGCUUAGUCCGGGCACCCUGUGGACUCUGCCCCGUUUUUGAUGACUGCCAUGAAGGUGGUGAGAUUUCACCAUCUAAUUGUAUUUACAUGACAGAAUGGCUCGAAUUUUAAUAGAGAGCUGUGAAUUUGACUUACAUUUGGCAAAUGAAUUACUUGGAGAGCAAAUAAUUCAUGAUGGAACAUCAAAUUUCCUUGCAAGCAUGCUUCUCAAUGAUGGAUACUGACUUGCUGCUAUGAAAACAUAUUUAUUUAUGAAGACAGAACACAAAGCAGGUGAAGUUUAAUAAAGUUGAAUAGGGAAGUCUCUUCUGCAGUAAGUAAAAUACCUUGAAGCUCUGGAAGACCAAGGAAAAAGAAGCCAGCAAACUUCUAUUGACAAGUACUGGAUAACAGCUAGAGCGUGAAGAUCACACUUAAAUUACUUCUUCAGGUCUUCAUUGACACUCAUCAUCAGGCUUAUUACCACCAUUUCUGUUUGUGUUUCUUGGGUUUCAUUGAGAAGAAAUUGGAGGUGGUACAGGCAGGAACAUACCUUUCCCACAGUUGGUUCCUCUUCUCCUCAGUACUCUUCCAGAGGAGUAUGCUGCCACACUAACUUCGCACCCACAUGCUGUUGUCCAGGACAUGUCUCCAUCCUAAAGGGGAUAAUCUCACAAAUCCUUCAUUGUUAGGGCUGUAAAUUUCUUGGAUGGCUUAAUUGUACUGUUUGCC
This is a messenger RNA of Peromyscus leucopus (white-footed mouse), 1816 nucleotides long. It is a transcript of the gene Polr3f, whose product is annotated as RNA polymerase III subunit F. The record is from RefSeq and is a predicted model, not a curated record. Gene Ontology annotation, biological process: transcription by RNA polymerase III. Bases 266 to 1216 code for a protein of 316 amino acids. Lineage: Eukaryota; Metazoa; Chordata; Mammalia; Rodentia; Cricetidae. Gene Ontology annotation, cellular component: RNA polymerase III complex. The transcript has 9 exons.